AUGCGAGGAUGCCUGCAGUUAGCCAGAUGGCUGAGCGCAGCGCCAACCCGCCCUGCUGCUAGCCAUUGGCCUGGCCUUUGCGCCGCUCCGCGGUUUUUCUCCCAUUCAGCGAUCCUCCGAGCCUCCGCAAGGACAGCCCGCGCGGCGGCGAGCAAACCUCCCUCCGACCUUGAAUCGCGAAUCGCGGCGAUCCCAAUCGAGCGGUACCGGAAUUUCUGCAUCGUCGCGCACGUCGACCAUGGCAAAAGCACCCUCUCUGACCGACUGCUGGAACUGACGGGGACGAUUGAGCCGGGGACAAACAAGCAGGUUCUGGACAAACUCGAUGUGGAGCGUGAACGGGGUAUCACAGUCAAGGCGCAGACAUGUACGAUGAUCUACAAUCACAACGGCGAGGACUAUCUGCUGCAUCUGGUCGAUACCCCGGGACAUGUGGAUUUCCGUGCGGAGGUCUCGCGCAGUUACGCCAGCUGCGGCGGUGCGUUGCUUCUUGUUGAUGCGAGCCAGGGUGUCCAGGCGCAGACCGUGGCGAACUUCUACCUCGCCUUUGCCCAGGGUCUGGAGCUUAUCCCUGUCAUUAACAAAGUAGAUUUGCCGUCGGCGGAGCCCGAGCGCGCCCUCGAGCAGAUGAAACAGUCUUUCGAACUCGACACGGAAAAUGCUGUGAUGGUUUCGGCGAAGUCGGGACUGAAUGUGGAGAAACUUCUUCCUACGGUGGUGGAUAAGAUUCCAGCACCGAUUGGCGACUGCAAAAAGCCCCUGCGAAUGCUCCUUGUCGACUCGUGGUACGACUCCUACAAAGGCGUGAUAUGCUUGGUCCGCGUAUUCGACGGCGAAAUCCGCGCGGGGGACCAAUUGGUGUCGUUCGCCACGGGCAUCAAGUACUACGUGGGCGAGGUCGGCAUCAUGUAUCCCAACGAGACUCCUCAGACGGUCAUUCGUGCGGGACAAGUCGGAUACAUCUUCUUCAACCCGGGUAUGAAGCGCAGUAAGGAAGCCAAGAUUGGGGACACCUACACGAAAGUCGGCUCCGAGAAGGCUGUUGAGCCGCUUCCGGGCUUCGAAGAACCAAAGGCGAUGGUCUUUGUGGCGGCAUACCCCGUGGACGCCGACCAUUUCGAGCAUCUCGAAGACAGCAUCAACCAGCUUAUGCUGAACGACCGGAGCAUCACGGUGCAGAAGGAGUCUUCCGAGGCUCUGGGCGCGGGCUUCCGGCUCGGAUUUCUGGGAACACUGCAUUGCUCCGUAUUCGAGGACCGUCUGCGCCAGGAGCACGGCGCCAGCAUCAUUAUCACCCCGCCUUCAGUGCCCGUGAAGGUUCUGUGGAAAGACGGGCGGGAGGAGAUCGUCACCAGCCCUGCAAAGUUCCCAGAUGAAGAUGAACUGCGGUCUAAGGUCGCGGAGAUCAAGGAACCCUACGUGCUGGCUACCUUGACGUUCCCAGAUGAAUACCUCGGAAAAGUCAUUGAACUGUGCGAAUCCAACCGUGGUGUCCAGCAGAGCCUCGAGUACUUCACGUCAACGCAGGUCAUCCUCAAAUACGAACUGCCAAUGGCUCAGCUUGUGGACGAUUUCUUCGGAAAGCUGAAGGGAUCGACGAAGGGCUACGCGUCUUUAGACUACGAGGAAUCCGCUUGGCAGACGAGCAACAUUGUGAAGCUGCAGCUCCUCGUCAAUAAAGCUCCUGUGGAUGCUGUGGCGAGAAUUGUGCACUAUAGUCAAAUUGAGAGACUUGGCAGGAAAUGGGUGACCAAGUUCAAGGAACAUGUUGAUCGGCAGCUCUUCGAGGUCGUGAUCCAAGCCGCUGUCGGACGGAAGGUCAUUGCGCGUGAAACGGUCAAACCGUACCGCAAAGACGUCCUCGCCAAACUCCAUGCCAGCGAUGUCAGUCGACGGAGAAAACUGUUGGAGAAGCAGAAGGAGGGACGGAAGAGACUGAGAGCAGUCGGCAAUGUCGUGAUAGAACAUAAGGCGUUCCAGGCUUUCUUGUCCAAGUGA
Messenger RNA from Aspergillus terreus NIH2624, 1998 nucleotides. RefSeq names its product GTPase GUF1. The coding region runs from base 1 to 1998 and encodes 665 amino acids. Gene Ontology annotation, molecular function: GTPase activity; mitochondrial ribosome binding; GTP binding. Gene Ontology annotation, biological process: positive regulation of translation. Lineage: Eukaryota; Fungi; Ascomycota; Eurotiomycetes; Eurotiales; Aspergillaceae. The record is from RefSeq and is a predicted model, not a curated record. The transcript is spliced from 2 exons. Gene Ontology annotation, cellular component: mitochondrion.